AGUGUUUGGGGCAACAGAAAAAAACCCAACACUUAAGAAGGAGGGAAGCUAAAGAAAAAGAAGGAGGGAAGAAUAGCGAGUGAAAAACAGACAGAAAGUCUAAAGGCAGGAAAGGAGAAGCAAGCGGAGAAAACUCUCUCUAGGAGUCACUGUGUAACCAAGAUUUAAAUCCUCUCUGGACUUGACAUUGAAUCACACGCAAGCUGUACAGAAGAGGCAGAUAAAUACCCUGGACUAUCGGCAUAUUAGCCCUGAAUUAGGGCAACGGGGGCCCCCAGGUGGGGGGAUUUUGGAACCAGCAAAGAUCAGUCAGAGGGAGAGAACCAGAAUAUAUGUCUAAUCACAGAAAGUGCCUAUUGGAGCAUCAAGCAAAGGCAGAAAACAAGACUGGACUCCAAACUAGCAGCAUGUUGAGCUGGAAACUACCUCGAUUACUGACCAUCCAACAAGUACCCAAAGUGUUUCAUGAAGACAGCAUCAUCUGUGGGUAUCGCUCACCAUGUAGCUCAGCCACAGCCUGCAUUCUAAGCCUUUUCCAAAUGACCAAUGAAACCGUUAAUAUCUGGACCCAUUUCAUACCCACCUGGUACUUCCUAUGGAAGAUGUUGUCCUUCUUGUAUUCGGGUUUUUGGGAUGACCCAUUCUUGUGGCCUCUCCUUGUAUACCAGCUGUCCUGCUGUAUCUAUCCUCUGAUGUCUACUUGUGCUCACACAUUCAGUGUCAUGUCCACCAAAGCUCGACAUAUCUGCUUCUUCUUGGAUUAUGGAGCUGUCAGUCUGUACAGCCUAGGGGCAGCCAUUGCUUACUCUGCAUAUGUAUUCCCAGAUCGAUGGGUGGGUGGCACUUUCCAUCGCUGGUAUGUUUUCUGUGCCGUGAUGAACACCGGUAUCUGCACUGCGCUGGCUUGCUAUUCCAGGCUAGGUGUUCCAGUCCUGCAUUAUAACCAGCUCGUGAUAGAAAGGAUUCCAGAGGUGGCACGCCCUCGGCUCAGCAAAGUGUUACGCACAACAGCCUUUGCGUACCCCUACCUGUUCGACAGCAUUCCCUUGUUUUACCGACUUUUCCUGUGCUCCGGUAGUGGCUGUGCGCAGAAUGCUGCCCUCCCCAUGCACAUCUGGCAUUCUAUCUUGGCAUUCCUUACUGCUUUCCUUUUUGCCACACACCUCCCAGAACGGUUGGCCCCUGGAUGCUUUGAUUAUGUGGGUCAUAGUCACCAGCUGUUCCAUGUGUGUGGCAUCCUGGGCACUUACAUCCAGAUGGAAGUUCUGAUAAAGGACAUGAAUCUACGAAAGAAGUGGCUUAUGGACAAGGAUAACAUUCCAUCUUUCUCAAAUACUCUGGGAGCUUGGGGCCUAGGAAUGAUCAUGAGCUUUAUUGUUAUUGCCUGCUUCUCUUUGGCUCUAUACUGGAAGCCCCAGACUCAAAAGAACAAAAGGAAAAUGUGAUAUGAUCAGUACAAAACGGCAGAUUAACGAAAAUCCCAGGAGGCAUUGCACUGAUCCCCAAGGAUGGCUUUUCUUACCUGAUGUAACUGGACACUGAUUUCCAAAGUAUUUGUGACUCCAAUAGAAGCUUAGAUCACACGCCACCUACUUGUACAAACUCCUCACAACUGAAACUAACGAUAGCACCAAGAUCAUCAUUAUAAUGGCAGAUCUCUGGAAACUUCUUUUCUCCACAAAUUUUACUUUUAGGACUACACUCCAGCCUUAACAUAUACAUAUAAAUACCUCACAUGAAAAGCUGUAGCUGUAAAGAUUGAAGGAGCCACAAAGAUUAACACCAAACUGUGUUACCUGUGCUACUGUAUGCCUAUAUCGGGUCAUAGGCUACAUGGAAGUCUCUAUCAAGUAACUGAAAUUGUUCCAGGGACCUUCUGUCUCAAUGUAACCCUGACGUGCCCCAAACUAAAGAACUUUUAGACCAGUGGCUGUGAUUGAUGGCAAAGAAUACUGACUACUAAUGAAGAAAUAGGGCUGUUUUAUAUUGAAACCUAAGGCCAUAAUAUAUUAAAUAUAUUUAUUAUACA
Molecule: messenger RNA, 2029 nt
Organism: Xenopus tropicalis (tropical clawed frog)
Lineage: Eukaryota; Metazoa; Chordata; Amphibia; Anura; Pipidae
Gene: paqr5
Product: progestin and adipoQ receptor family member V
Exons: 11
Coding region: 333-1445 (370 amino acids)
Cellular component (GO): membrane
Source: RefSeq, a predicted model, not a curated record